AUGAACACGGUGAACAAGCAAGCCGAUGAGCUGCUGUUGCAGCCGACCUACUGGGCCAAGUUUCACUUUGACCCACCGACCUCGGACGUCGCGUCGGCUGUCAAGACUCCUAACGCGAUACACGCGCAGCUCAUGAUUGUGCUGACCGGCACGGAUUACACGACUCGCAAGAUCGCCAAGUACAAGCCCACCGUGCCGGUCAUGCGCUUCUUCACCACUGAUAUGAAGGUCGACCGUCAGCUUCAGAUCCACCGUGGUCUGUACCCAGUCGUCCCCGACUCCCUUGACCAGGCGCCAACUACUGCCGAGGCUAUUGCUCACGCCAAGAAGAUAAGGUAG
Peronospora farinosa is the source of this 339-nucleotide messenger RNA. Lineage: Eukaryota; Oomycota; Peronosporomycetes; Peronosporales; Peronosporaceae. The record is from the annotation of a GenBank genome assembly.